This is a messenger RNA of Arabis nemorensis, 2082 nucleotides long. The record is from the annotation of a GenBank genome assembly. Lineage: Eukaryota; Viridiplantae; Streptophyta; Magnoliopsida; Brassicales; Brassicaceae.
AUGGGAGAUUGGGUUUGGUCUCUUACGGAGCAGUACAGAGGUUUCCGAGGGAGAGGCCGAGGUGGAGGGAGAAGUUUCUCUGAUCGUCCGUACAACGACGGAGGAAGAGAUCAAUUCGUCACCGGAGACUCGCAUUUCCAAUCAGUACAUGACGCCAAUCGCGAAUUCCGCCAUGGAAACAGAGUCUCCUCCUCGAAUCUCGAUCCUCGUCGUCCAGGUCAAUGGCAACAAUUUCAUCAACCUAAUCAAUAUCCGCCGUCGAAUCAAAGCUACGCGGCUUGCCCUCCUCCUCCGUUCUAUCAUCAGAACCAGAUCUCUCGGCCGCCUCCGCAGAGGAGCUUUCGUCAACGGCCACGGUCAAAACCGUCGGAUUAUCGAGAAUGGGAAUAUGCAAAAACGGCACCGUCUCCUGGGUCCGAGAAGUUUGUUGUUUUAUCGUAUAACAUUUUGGCGGAUUACCUUGCAAAUGAUCACUGGAGAAGUCUCUACUUUCACAUACCGAGGAAUAUGUUGAGUUGGGGAUGGAGAAAGAGCAAAAUAGUGUUCGAGCUUGGCCUUUGGUCUGCAGAUAUAAUGUGCUUACAGGAAGUUGAUAGAUUUCAGGACUUAGAGGAGGAGUUGAAACCCCGGGGGUAUAGCGGCAUUUGGAAGAUGCGGACUGGUAAUGCUGUUGACGGAUGUGCAAUAUUUUGGCGAUCAAAUAGAUUCAAGUUGGUUCACGAGGAAAGCAUCCAAUUCAAUCAACUUGGUCUCCGGGAUAAUGUUGCUCAGAUAUGUGUGCUUGAGACACUUUCGAAUUCACAAACAAAAGAAAAUGAGGUCUCUCCAUCUGAAAGCUCUUCCCGGCGAGUUGUCAUUUGUAAUAUUCACGUGCUUUUUAAUCCUAAAAGAGGAGACUUUAAACUUGGUCAGGUCAGAACACUCUUACAGAAAGCUCAUGCUGUUUCAAAACUCUGGGAUGAUGCUCCUGUUGUUAUAUGUGGGGAUUUCAAUUGUACACCAAAGAGUCAUUUGUACAACUUUAUUUCGGAGCAGAAGUUGGAUUUGUCUGGUUUGGCCAGAGACAGAAUUUCCGGGCAAGAUUCCGCUACAAUUCGUCCACCAAGACCAGAAAUUUAUACGAUGAGGUUUCAGACCGCCAAUAAAUCUCCACAAGGUCAAGUUCAACCACCAGAUUUAAGCGCAAAUGCUCAUAUGGAGAAUAACUCCAACAUGGAUCUUGGAAAACCCCCCACGAGAAACACAUCUGAGCUUCCAUGUGCUGAUACAGUUGUUACUGGUGACGAAGCCACCUCCAGUUCUGACCGAGUAUUACCAGGUAAAGAUCAAACCUCAGAUUGUAAUUUAGGAAGAGAAAACAGAAAACAUGAUGACUCCGAGGAUCUUUCUUCAGUAACCAGAUCAGAUCCAAAACCUCCUUAUGCUUCCAAUGCUAAAGAGGAUUUGAGAGAAAAACAUUCAGCAAAGCAUUCUCCUGAGGAAAUUGUGUCCAGUGCGCAAAAUAUUUCAUCUAGUCUCUCCGCUGAGGUUGACACUUUGGCUGAGAUGAAACUAGAUGGCUUAACAUUGGACGAACCAGUUGUAUUCGCGCAAGACGAAGAAGAUAUAGGUGAAGACGGGGAAACCUUUUUAGCUAAGCUACACAAUACUGACUUGAGUCAAAAAGAGGAACUUGUGAAUGAAUUUUCACCUAAAUCGGGUUCUAAAGUUUAUAACAGUGAGAAAAUCACAUAUAAUCCGUCCUCUUGGACUCCGAUGGAGAUAGCAACUGCAACAGGUGACCCAGAAAGAACUGCGGUUGAACACGCAAUGAAGCUUAAAAGCACUUACUCGGAAAUUGAGGGUCAAGCAAACACAAGAGAUGAAAACGGAGAACCUGUAGUGACGAGUUAUCACAGAUGUUUCAUGGGGACAGUUGACUACAUAUGGCGGUCGGAAGGUCUCCAAACGGUGCGCGUGCUUGCUCCAAUAACGAAACAAGCAAUGCAGUGGACACCAGGCUUCCCAACUCCAAAAUGGGGAAGCGAUCACAUUGCAUUGGUUUCAGAGUUGGCCUUUUGCAGCAGCAAGGAGUCCAUCUAA